This is a messenger RNA of Protobothrops mucrosquamatus (brown spotted pit viper), 5658 nucleotides long. RefSeq names its product calcium voltage-gated channel subunit alpha1 C (gene CACNA1C). Gene Ontology annotation, molecular function: high voltage-gated calcium channel activity. The record is from RefSeq and is a predicted model, not a curated record. Gene Ontology annotation, biological process: calcium ion import across plasma membrane. NCBI's taxonomy places the organism in Eukaryota, Metazoa, Chordata, Lepidosauria, Squamata, Viperidae. Bases 16 to 5619 code for a protein of 1867 amino acids. The transcript has 42 exons. Gene Ontology annotation, cellular component: membrane; voltage-gated calcium channel complex.
UCCAUUAUCAAGGCCAUGGUCCCAUUGCUGCACAUUGCCCUGCUGGUGCUGUUUGUCAUAAUUAUCUAUGCCAUCAUUGGGUUGGAGCUCUUCAUGGGAAAGAUGCACAAAACCUGCUACUUAACAGGGAUUGCCACAGAUACACCUGCAGAAGAAGAACCAGCUCCCUGUGCUCCUAUAUCUCAACAUGGACGGCAGUGUCAGAAUGGCUCUGAGUGUAGGGCCAUAUGGGAGGGACCCAAACAUGGCAUUACCAACUUUGACAACUUUGCCUUUGCCAUGUUAACUGUGUUUCAGUGCAUCACCAUGGAGGGCUGGACAGAUGUACUCUACUGGAUGCAGGACGCUAUGGGCUAUGAGUUACCCUGGGUGUACUUUGUCAGUCUGGUCAUCUUUGGAUCCUUUUUCGUUCUUAAUCUGGUUCUUGGUGUGUUGAGCGGGGAGUUUUCUAAAGAGAGAGAAAAGGCAAAAGCUCGAGGUGACUUUCAGAAGCUAAGAGAGAAACAACAACUGGAGGAGGACUUAAAAGGAUAUCUAGACUGGAUAACUCAGGCAGAAGAUAUCGAUCCAGAAAACGAGGAUGAAGGCAUGGAUGAGGAGAAGCCCCGAAACAUGAGCAUGCCCACCAGUGAGACAGAAUCUGUUAACACCGACAAUGUGGCUGGAGGCGAUAUUGAAGGAGAAAACUGUGGUGCACGACUGGCGCACCGGAUUUCUAAAUCUAAGUUUAGCCGCUACUGGCGUAGAUGGAAUCGAUUCUGUAGACGAAAAUGCCGAGCUGCUGUCAAAUCCAAUGUGUUCUACUGGCUUGUGAUCUUCCUGGUGUUUCUCAACACACUGGCCAUUGCCUCUGAACAUUACAACCAACCUGAUUGGCUCACUGAAGUCCAAGACACUGCGAAUAAGGUAUUGCUGGCUUUGUUCACGGCUGAGAUGCUGCUGAAGAUGUACAGCCUGGGUCUUCAAGCUUACUUUGUGUCCCUCUUCAACCGCUUUGAUUGUUUCAUCGUGUGUGGUGGAAUUCUGGAAACCAUCUUAGUGGAAACAAAAAUCAUGUCCCCACUUGGCAUCUCCGUGCUGAGAUGUGUACGACUUCUGAGAAUCUUUAAAAUCACAAGGUACUGGAAUUCCUUGAGUAAUUUGGUGGCUUCCUUGCUCAACUCAGUGCGCUCCAUUGCCUCCCUGCUGCUGCUCCUCUUCCUCUUCAUCAUCAUCUUCUCCCUCCUAGGAAUGCAGCUCUUUGGGGGCAAGUUUAACUUUGAUGAGAUGCAGACCAGGAGAAGCACCUUUGACAACUUUCCACAGUCUUUGCUCACUGUGUUUCAGAUCCUGACUGGGGAGGACUGGAAUUCAGUGAUGUAUGAUGGAAUCAUGGCUUAUGGCGGCCCCUCUUUUCCAGGAAUGUUGGUCUGUAUUUACUUCAUCAUCCUCUUCAUCUGUGGAAACUAUAUCUUGCUGAAUGUCUUCUUGGCCAUUGCUGUUGACAAUCUUGCUGAUGCUGAAAGCCUAACAUCUGCUCAAAAGGAGGAGGAAGAGGAAAAAGAAAGGAAAAAACUAGCAAGGACUGCCAGUCCUGAGAAGAAACACGAGCCCGAGAAGCCAGCUAUGGAGGCAGAGACAAAGGAGGAAAAAAUUGAGCUGAAAUCAAUUACAGCUGAUGGAGAAUCUCCACCUUCUAAUAAGAGCAACACAGAUGAAUAUCAGCCGAAUGAAAAUGAAGAAAAAAAUCCCUAUCCUACUGCAGAGACACCAGGAGAGGAGGACGAAGAAGAACCGGAGAUGCCUGUUGGGCCUCGUCCUCGCCCUAUGUCUGAACUGCACCUUAAGGAGAAAGCAGUGCCAAUGCCGGAAGCCAGUGCUUUUUUCGUUUUCAGUCCCAGCAACAAAUUUCGGGUCCACUGCCAUCGCAUCGUUAAUAAUAACAUUUUCACCAACCUGAUCCUCUUUUUCAUCUUGCUCAGCAGCAUCUCUUUGGCAGCUGAGGACCCAGUUCGGCAUUACUCAGUUAGAAAUCAAAUCCUAGGCAAUGCAGAUUAUGUCUUCACUAGUAUCUUUACAUUAGAAAUUAUUCUUAAGAUGACUGCUUAUGGGGCUUUCCUUCACAAAGGCUCCUUCUGCAGGAACUACUUCAACAUCCUGGACCUGCUAGUGGUUAGCGUUUCUCUCAUCUCCUUCGGGAUCCAGUCCAGCGCAAUCAAUGUAGUAAAGAUAUUACGUGUUUUGAGAGUCCUCAGACCGUUGCGGGCAAUCAACAGAGCAAAGGGUUUAAAGCAUGUGGUUCAAUGCGUAUUUGUAGCUAUACGAACCAUAGGGAAUAUUGUGAUCGUGACCACUUUGUUGCAGUUCAUGUUUGCCUGCAUUGGAGUUCAGUUGUUCAAGGGCAAACUGUACAGCUGCACUGAUAGCUCCAAACAAACAGAAGCAGAAUGCAAGGGCAAUUUUAUCACUUACAAGGAUGGAGAGGUGUCUCAACCAAUUAUUCUGUCCCGAAACUGGGAGAAUAGCAAAUUUGAUUUUGACAAUGUCCUCGCCGCUAUGAUGGCCCUUUUCACUGUUUCAACCUUUGAAGGCUGGCCAGAACUGCUGUAUCGAUCUAUUGAUUCCCAUAUGGAAGAUGUGGGGCCCAUCUAUAACCACAGGGUGGAGAUCUCAAUUUUCUUCAUUAUUUAUAUCAUCAUCAUUGCUUUCUUCAUGAUGAACAUCUUUGUUGGUUUCGUCAUUGUCACGUUUCAAGAGCAAGGAGAACAGGAAUAUAAGAACUGUGAGCUUGACAAGAACCAGCGUCAAUGUGUAGAAUAUGCUCUGAAGGCCCGGCCCCUGCGAAGAUAUAUCCCCAAAAACCAGUACCAAUAUAAAGUGUGGUAUGUGGUGAACUCCACCUAUUUUGAAUACCUGAUGUUCGUCCUCAUCUUGCUGAACACCAUCUGCCUGGCCAUGCAACACUAUGGUCAAAGUAUCCUCUUCAAACAAGCAAUGAACAUCCUCAACAUGCUGUUCACUGGCCUUUUCACCGUUGAGAUGGUUCUGAAGUUAAUUGCCUUCAAACCCAAGCACUAUUUCUGUGAUGCAUGGAAUACAUUUGACGCCUUGAUUGUUGUGGGUAGCAUUGUUGAUAUAGCAAUCACCGAGGUGACCGUAAGUAGCUGGCACUUAGGCAGUAACACAGAGGACAACUCUCGCAUCUCAAUCACCUUUUUCCGACUCUUCCGUGUGAUGCGUCUGGUGAAGCUCUUGAGUCGAGGGGAGGGCAUCCGCACGCUGCUUUGGACCUUCAUCAAGUCUUUCCAGGCUCUCCCCUAUGUGGCUCUAUUAAUAGUGAUGCUGUUUUUUAUCUACGCUGUGAUUGGGAUGCAGGUGUUUGGUAAAAUUGCAUUAAAUGAUACUACAGACAUCAAUCGGAACAACAACUUUCAAACAUUUCCUCAGGCUGUACUCCUGCUUUUCAGAUGUGCUACUGGUGAAGCUUGGCAGGAAAUCAUGCUGGCAUGCCUACCUGAUAAGAAGUGUGACAAUGACUCUGUGGAACCAAACAGUAAUACUGAAGGUGAACAUCCCUGCGGGAGCAGCUUUGCUGUAUUUUAUUUCAUCAGUUUCUACAUGCUUUGUGCCUUUCUAAUCAUUAACCUUUUUGUUGCUGUUAUUAUGGAUAAUUUUGAUUACCUAACCCGUGAUUGGUCCAUUCUGGGUCCCCAUCAUCUGGAUGAGUUUAAACGGAUUUGGGCAGAGUAUGAUCCUGAAGCCAAAGGACGUAUCAAACACCUAGAUGUUGUAACACUCCUGCGUCGGAUACAACCUCCCCUGGGUUUUGGAAAACUCUGUCCUCACAGGGUAGCUUGCAAGCGUCUUGUCUCUAUGAAUAUGCCAUUGAAUAGUGAUGGAACUGUUAUGUUUAAUGCAACUUUAUUUGCAUUGGUAAGAACAGCACUGAGAAUCAAAACAGAAGGUAACUUGGAACAAGCCAAUGAGGAGCUGCGUGCAAUCAUUAAGAAAAUCUGGAAACGCACUAGCAUGAAGCUGUUGGAUCAGGUUGUACCCCCAGCAGGUGAUGAUGAAGUUACAGUUGGAAAAUUCUAUGCCACUUUCCUAAUUCAAGAAUAUUUCCGAAAAUUCAAAAAACGCAAAGAACAGGGUCUCGUGGGCAAACCUUCACAACGCAAUGCUCUUUCUCUACAGGCUGGUCUACGCACAUUACAUGACAUUGGACCAGAGAUUCGAAGGGCAAUAUCUGGAGACUUGACAGCAGAAGAGGAAUUAGACAAGGCCAUGAAAGAAGCUGUUUCUGCUGCUUCUGAAGAUGAUAUUUUCAGGAGAGCUGGUGGCUUGUUUGGAAAUCAUGUCAGCUAUUACCAAAGUGAUGGCAGAAGCUCAUUCCCUCAGACAUUCACUACUCAGCGCCCUUUGCACAUCAACAAAUCUAGCAACAACCAAGGAGACACUGAAUCCCCGUCCCAUGAGAAGCUUGUCGAUUCCACCUUCACUCCAAGUAGUUACUCCUCAUCAGGUUCCAAUGCUAACAUCAAUAAUGCCAAUAAUACUGCCUUGAGCCGCUUUUACAAUCCACCAAGCUAUCCCAACACCGUCAGCACCGUGGACAGCUACAGCACCCCUUCCUCCACCACUGUACGGAUCCAGGAAGUUCCUUGGAAGUUCAGUUGCAGAAGAUCCUAUUCCAGAGACAGCCAAGUAGCAAUUGUUAGUGAAGAGGAAGCUCCUCAGGAGGAUGAAACAUAUAGUGAGCAAUUAAAUGAAGAAACUGAAUAUUGUAGUGAACCAAAUUUGUUAUCACCUGAAAUGUUAUCGUACCAAGAUGAUGAACACAGACAGCUAACUCUCCCAAAAAGCAAAGAAGACGUCCAGCCAUCUCCAAAGAUUGGAUUUCUACAUUCCUCAUCACUAAAUCGAAGAGCAUCCUUUCAUCUGGAGUGUCUAAAGAGACAGAAAAAUCAGACUGCGGGUGUCUCCCAGAAAAUAACAUUACCUUUGCAUCUAUUACAUCGUCAAGCACUAUCAGUUGGAGGUCAGAGUCCUCUUCAAAGUAGUCAUUCAUCAAUUAGAUCUUCUCGACCCUGUUCCACAUCAUCUGCAACACAUUGUACACAAGACUGGCCACAGCAACAUGAUAAAGGGUUGUGGCCUGAUGAGGAGGCCUCCAAUGAGAAACUCAAUAAUAGCUUCCCAUCAAUAUACUGCAGCUCCUCAUAUUGUGAUAGCACCAGCUCUAGCAGCACCCGAAAAGCCAGGCCAGUCUCCCUUAUAGUUUCCAGUCAGACAAGAGAGAGUGGCAGGCAAUUCCACGGUAGUGCCAACAGCCUUGUUGAAGCGGUCUUGAUUUCGGAAGGACUGAUGCAGUUUGCUCAAGAUCCAAAGUUCAUUGAGGUUACCACCCAAGAACUAGCUGAUGCCUGUGACUUGACAAUAGAAGAGAUGGAGAAUGCUGCAGACAACAUUCUCAAUGGUAACAGCAAACCAAGCCCCAAUGGCAACCUCUUGCCUUUUGUUAACUGCAGGGACCCGGGGCAGGACUGUAUGGGUGAAGAAGCAGAAGCAGCCCAAAACCCAGAUUGUAGGAAAAGUCAAGAGGAGUCUAAGGAUACCAGGAUUUAUAUCAGCAGCCUGUAGUUGCUGAAGCUGAAAGUGAUGCUGGUUUUUUAAUUUGUU